UCUCUCUUCAUUUCAACUUGGUCAUUUCCUUUGUACUAACCCAACUUUUCUCCCACCAACACACGCCACUCGUAUCUUCCUUCUUCCUCUUCUUAUUCUUCUUCUUCUUCUUGUUCUUCUUCUUCUUCCAUUUCUUAGUCUUCCUUCUUCCUUUUAUUUUUCCUUCUUUCAAAUCUGUAACUUAAUUGGUAUCAAAGCUAAGCUUCACUUCAUGUGAGGCGCUCAACUUCUCACACAAGCUCGAUCUUCCAAAAGCAAAUCAAGAUAUGCAAUCAACAACCUCGCUAAUGAAGCCCUAGCUAAAGCCGAAAAAGAGAUCAAACUCGAUCUUUAAGACUUCAUGAAAAUGAAAUGAAUAUUAAGAAACAAUGUCAUAAUUUAGAAACACACAUUUUAGCUCUGAUGGGUUGGGUGGUGUAGCAGAGGACUUUUAUACAUUUGUUUUUUUAAAUUGUAGUUUUGUAUUUUUCAGAAUGUUGCGACGAAGAUUUAGAAUUUGGUUGGUGUUACCCUUGGACCUAAGGGAAAAAUAAUGUUUUUCUUGAGAGCAUAUAUGGUUCACUGAAAAUUGUUAAUGUUGGUGUCAGUUUUUCCAAAGAGAAGUGUGUAUGCUAGAACCAGCUUUACCAUUUUGGGAUAUUGUUUUAUUAUUUAGAAUUAGACUAAUUUGUACGAGGUUAGGGCCUGAGAUUUUACUUGAAUUAUUUUUUUGGUUAAUUGUUUUAUCGGGUGUUUGUGUUGAUGUUUUGAUUUCAUUUGACUUGAAUAAAUGUCUUUGUUUUGAUGUUUUGUUUUCAUUUGAGUUGGAGGAUCUAGUUGAGAAUAUUGGUGCUAGAUUGGUAAGAUAGACAUCUGCCAAGAUAGUUGACUUGGUCUGUGAUGGAACCACUACAUUUGUUGUUUUGGUUCAGGGACUUAUUGCAUUAGGUGUCAAGGUUGUUGCAGCUGGUACAAAACGCGUUCUCAACAUUUGACUGUUUGUCAAAUACUUUAAGUUACUUCUACAUCUCUCUUUAUACUAUUUACUUGCUACAAAUUGAUGAAUCUAAGUUUUUAUGUAAAUUUAAAGUUCAUAUUGAUGUUUAGCACGAGGGUCAUGUUUGUUCAUUCUUGUUUUGGGACAAACAAUGUGUUCCAAAUUUGGGAUUGACCGUUGCAGAAUUGAUGUUGAGUACAAGGGUAAUGUGGUUUUUUUCAAUAUUCAUUCUAUGUAUUCCAAUGAAGCAAUUCAUUUGAAUUUUCUAUUUGAGAAAGAAUUUUCAAAUUAAGUCCAUAUAUUUUGUUGUUAAACAAAUUUGUUUUUAUUCUAUCUUUGAGUAUUGCUUUAUUUAUUUUUCAUCUGACAUGGUUUCUUUUCAUUUAAUUUUUUGGCUGACCUUUUCUCAAGGGUUGCUUCUCAACCAAAUAACGAGUUCUCAGCUACGGAAAUACACUACAACUUGCUUAUGUACUGGCCUUGUCAGGUUGUCUCUUUCCUAUGCUUUUACUUUGACAGGAGCACAUAUAUGUUAGACUAUAUGGUUUUCCAUCUUAUCAAACUACAUUAUCUCUUUUGAAAUAACCAAGCAAUUCAUUCACAUACCAGCUGAGCUGCUAGCCAUUGUGGAGGAUAACCAACCGCCAUCUUCAUGGCCCGCUUUAAUUAACUUUAAUAUCAACUUAAGGUUUAAAUUUAUUUUAAAAGCAUUAGUUGUCUCUAUCAAAUUUUCUAACCACAUUUUUGCUUUUCACAUGUUAUGUAUAUCUGUCAUUUUAAUUUGUUUUAACUAUAACACAAAUUGACUAUUUUAGCGUCAUUGUAGAUUUUGGUUUUUGUGAAUCAUUUUAUGUAUUGAUUGUAUGUUUUCUGUGAAUCAUUUUAUGUAAAUGAUUGUUUAUGAUUUUUGUUUUUGAGUUUUUGUUGUGUAGUUUGAUCAUGGAAUUAUCAAUAGGUGGACUAUUAACACUAAAUACUAUACUUCUGAUGUUACUGUUUGGAUGAAACAUCUUCAUGACAAGUUUUUUGUCAAAAAUAUUUUUGGAUUUGAUCAAAUGACUGCUUUGUGCUUCAUCACUUCUACUUGCUGCAUUUGCGUCUGCUAUUGUACAAAUCUUUUAUUUUAAUACUUUCAUUUUUCUGUCAAAUGCAGUUGUAAUCUAAUACCUCAAGUUAUCGAUAUAUUUUACUUUGUCAUAUAUAUAAAUAACCUUUAAUUAAAAUAUUUUUCUUUUCUUCAAUCUUAUCUCAAUACCUAUUCAAUUUCAUAUUGAUGUAGCUGUGCAUAGUUUCAGUCAUGACAAGACAUAUGCUUUUCUUUCUCGUGAUCCUACAGUAUGAGCAAAGACAUAUGCUUUACUCACAUGUCUGGUUACUGUUUACCUGUGACAAGACAAGACAUAUGUUUUACUCACAUGAUUGAUUACUGUUGACCCGUGAAUAAUGGACGUUUGUGGUGUCCUAUGUCCACUAAUAAAUACAAGUCUCACUUAUACUUCCUUCUUUCAUUUCCCAAUAGCAAAAAAUUCAAUACCAGUAACACUUAUUUUUCAUCCUCUUCUUACAACUAGUCUCAUAAUUCAUAUAUGGAAUUAAGUGGAAUUCUUCUUCACACAUCAAUGAUUUACUCUUUUUCAAUUGCUAAAAUAUCUCCACAAUCAUUUGUCGAAAUUGAUCAUUCUUUUCUUAGUCAUUAUGAAAAUAACAUAACAAAAAUAUGAACCAUAUUGAACAACCAAGGUAUCCAUCAUGUCAUCAUCUAUAACAAAGAUCAAGAUCAUCCACUUAUAAUCAGUGGAUGGAAAUAUAUUGAGGCUUUCUACAAUUUAUUAGCUGAUGUUGUUGUUGAAGUCGAAUAUUAUGGUAACAACAAUUUCAAAAUAAACAGUUUUAAACAAUUGUUUCAUCUUGAACAAUUACCCCGUUUUCACAUUAGAUAUCUCUACCACAAAAAGAUAUAUUCAUUUGAAAUUACUCUGACCCCUAUUAGCAAGGUCGUCUUUGAGGGUGCGAAAGACGAACUACCGCAUAGAACCUCAAAGUUUUUAAGGUUAAACUAUAGAUAAAUAGGGCCUCAUAAAUUAUUCGUUAGGUUAAAUCUUGAUUAAAUAAAGUUUCUAUUUAUUUUGCUAUAGAUAAAUUAUAGCUAACGUACACAACGCCUCCAAAAACUUGAGACGUCUCUGCCUAUUAGUGUGACACUACCAAAAUUAAUUGAAUUUCUUUAUUUAUUUUUUCAAUAAAUCUAUUAUUAACUUUUUCCCCUAACUUGAGGAAACUAAUUCCACGUUUAUUUUAUAUAGAAAUUGCAGGUAGACUUAACAACAAUAUCAAAAAAUUAUGACUAUCAAUUCCUUAUGUUCUGUGGUGAUAACAUAAAGACAAAAAUACUUACAGUGUGAAUCCAACAUUGAAGAUGCAUAUCACACUGAAUUAGCAUACGAAUUUAGUGAUAUUUGUGAAUCCAAUUUGUUCAAAUAUAAUGCCAAUAUUUGAUUUAAAUUUGAUUUAAACACAUGCUAAUUAUCUAUUUUAAAAAUAAAAUACUCUUUUAAUAAUCAAUAUUAAUUUUCUUUCUUUUCAUUCCUAUUAUAUUAAAAUUAAACACGUGUGUGUAACACACAUGUAACUUUAUAUAAACAAAUUUCGAUGGUGAUAACUUUUCUAUCCAUCACAAAAAGUUGGGUAAUGCACAUUCAACCAAUCAUAUAACACUAUUUAAUUGUAUCAUCUUUAAUUAUUUAUUAAAUAAUACACUUUUUAAUUGUUUUCAAUGUAUUUUACAUUAAAGAGGUAACUCUACCCAAUUUUUUGUGUUGGAGGAUAAGAAUUCACCAAUCUCGAAUAUAUGAUCCGCUUCUCCUUUUCUUUCUCUCUUGCUCUAUGUUCUGCGCCAAUUUCCACCAUUGAUUUUCUUCAAUUCAAUUUUCUUAAUUUUAUUCUAUUUCUCUGAAAUCUCUUGGCCGUUGGAUUAGAGUCAGGACGUAUGGUAAAAUAUAAAACGCAGGAGACGAUAGAAGCUCCUCAAAUAUCAUAAAGGCAGGAGUUUUGAGCAAGAGCAAACUUGGAACUGUCACUCACUAGUCUGCCCAUGGAGGUCUCAGUCUCAGACGACGACGAUCUCGUUAUCCUCGUUUGCACUAACCCUAACGAACCAAUUCAAACAACAAACCUCAUCAACCAAGAGAUUCUCCUUUCAACCACCGAUAUCCUCGAUUCCGAUUUAACCUCAUUUCUCACUUUUCAUACUAUCAAAAUUCAGACACAUCGCAACAGACUCAUUGAGCAAUCGUUGUAUUUUCGAGGCCUCCUCAGCGGAAGCUUCAGUGAAUCAUGCUCGGGCUCUAUCACUAUCAACUGGAAUCUGUUUGUGUUUAUGCAAAUUCUUAAGCAUAUGUCUGGCUUUCCAUUGGAUAUUACUACCGAAAAUAUCCUCCCUCUUUACGAGGGUGCACUUUAUUUUGGAGUGGAGACACUUCUCUUAAAGUGUGAGACUUGGUUUUCUGAGGUAUUCUCGCCGGAAGGAUUUCAAUUAAUGCAGAUACAAAUGGAGGAUUUGAUUCAAAUUUGGAAAUUUAGCUUGGAUCAUGCUAGUGAUUUCAUUCUUCACUUGUGUAUCGGCUACCUAGCAAGAAAUUUUAUGUGGGCAAAGCAGAACAAUUUGUUUGGAAAAAUUCCAUAUAACUUGCUGUUAUCUUCAGUAAAGCAUCCUCAUUUGACCGUUGACAGUGAGAUGCAUCUUUCUGAUGCACUUCUUCUUUGGCUUGAAAGUAACAUGGAAAAUUUGGAGAUGCGGAAUGAAGCAGAAGACAACUAUAAUGCAAUUUUAAAACAAAUUCGUGUGGACCUUUUGCCUUUGUGGUUUGCUGCAGGAAAAAGAAAUUCUUUUUAUUUUAGGCAGCUGGCUGAGGAAAGCCUUGGUUCAAUUUUCAGAGCACUGAAUAUUCUACCUAUAGGUUACCUUGAUAUUUCCAGAUAUAGUGACUUGCAACAUCUCAGGAUUCGAGUUACAGAAUAUUCAAAGAAAAUAGACCUUUCCAGUUGUCCGCAAUUAACAUCUGCAAUACUGCUUCUAUCACUCAUACCUGUACCGUAUUUCACGGAUCCCAUGCAAAGGAAGACUAUAGAACAGUUCUUUAUUAGUUCUGGACAUCCUAGAAGAGAGAAUUAUGAAUUCCCACAAAAACUGUUAGAUACCUUUAUCUUUGAAGCAGUUCAGGAGGUGGAUAUCUCAAAGUGUCGAAGACUGCUUAUUGAACAUGCUGUUGAUUACUUCAGCCAGUCCUUUCCUUCCUUAAAAAUAUUAAAAGCAAGUUAUCUAUUAAAUAUCAGGACUACCGGUUUCCUUCAGUUAUUAAAGAAAUGCUCUUUGGUCAGCGAAAUUGACUUGACUGUUGAUAUUACUCCUCUUAUUCCAACAUCUGUUACAGUUUUAUUCUCUAGUCCUGCUGUGAUACCACUGGUACCAGAGAAGACCUCAAGUCUUAAAUAUAAACCAGUGGAAACCAUGUCAUUUCAUGAAUCUAGACCUAUUAUUUCUUAUGUUACGAAACUCACAUUGGAAGGAAGAACUGAUGUCGAUGACUUGAGUCUCCGGUAUAUCUCCAAAUUCUGCGUUUCAUUGUGUCACUUGAAUAUUAAAGGAUGUAUUUAUGUCACUGAUAUUGGCAUAUCAGAUCUCAUAGGCAGAUGUAAAAAUCUUAAUUCGAUUGUGGUAUGUGAUACUUCAUUUGGGAUAAAUUCAGUUCAAGCUCUUUGCCCAGCUAUUUCUGAUGGUGGCAACUUUCCCUCUUUACACUCUAGAGACGACCAUUUGAAUUCUGUGGCGUAUAAUCUUCAAUCUCUGCAUAUGGGUGGAUGCAUAGGUAUUUCUGAGUUAUCUCUGCAAGAGCUUAUGUCUCAAACACAAGUUUUGAAGAGUCUAUGCCUGAGUGGGACAUACCUGGUUGACCAAGCAUUAUAUAAUUUCAAAGGCUCUUCCUUGGAGAUGCUUGAUGUGUCAGACACCAAGAUUUCUGAAGCUGCAUUAAGUUAUGUUAUUCAUGGAAAUCCAAAUUUGAAGAGUCUGAAAGCAAGAGGUUGUCAAAAUUUGUUAAAAGGAGAUAGUUCUAUUGAAAAGAGAGAAUCUGGCUUUUCCUCCUUGCAUGAAGAACUACAUGCUGAGCUAGGAAAGAAGUGUAGAUUGGAAGAACUUGAAUUUGGCUGGGGUUUUUCUUCCUUCUCUCUCAGUGCUUUGGAACCUGCACUGACAUCAUUAAAGACCAUCAGUGUAGGUUUAGGGGGAAUGCUAGGUGAAGAUGCACUGAGACAGCUACCAGAAAUCUGUCCCCUGCUAGAAACAAUAAUCCUUCAUUUUCAGGUAAUAUCUGAUAUUAUCGUGACGAAAUUGAUUAUGACCUUGGUGAAGUUACAAGUAUUAGCUCUGUGCUAUUGUUUUGGUGAUAUAUCCAUGUCAAGCUUCAAAUUCCCUAUGCAAAAUCUAAGAAAGUUGAGGCUUGAAAGAGUUACCCCAUGGAUGACCAAUGAUGAUCUGGUUAUUUUAUCUCAAAACUGUAGAAAUUUGGUAGAGCUUUCAUUGCUUGGUUGCCCUCUUCUUAACUCAGAUUCUCAACAGAUAAUUUCACGUGCAUGGCCAGGCUUGGUCACUAUACAUCUAGAGGAAUGUGGAGAAAUAACAGCAAAUGGGGUCUCGGCUCUUCUUGACUGCAGAGCUCUUGAAGAUCUUCUGUUGCGUCAUAAUGGUCCUGGGCUACAAAGAAACUUCAUUUUUCAUGCCGCUUCAGAGAUGCCAUUGCUUCGAAAAUUGUCACUGGAUAUAUGUGAUGCAAGUGAAGGUGAUUUUGACAUUCCAAAUUAUGCAGAUAGAUGCUUUUUGAGUACCUUGAAGAUAGCAAGAUGCAAAUCUCAAAGAUGCGCAUUUCAUCUCCCAGUCCCUUCCUCAGGAAGUAGCAGACGAUCAGUGCAUGUAGAAACUCUCGUGCUUGUGUGGAACAGCAAAAAUCUCACCAGAACAGUGGUGAAGGAAAGGCUUUAGUAGAUGCUAAUUUAUCUGAGCAUUAAUGAGCUAACCCAAUAUGAUAUUUGAAAAGGCAUAUACUUGACUUUUCAAUCAAUACGAUAUUUGGAAGGUGAAUUCAUAUCUACCCAACUCAAAAAUUUGGGUAAGAUUACUUCGUGUAAAAUGCUUUGAAAACAACAAAUAAUUUAAAAACCUUAUACAAUGCUCUGGUGUUUUUUAA
Messenger RNA from Vicia villosa (hairy vetch), 7215 nucleotides. Its product is annotated as BTB/POZ domain-containing protein FBL11. Bases 4068 to 7010 code for a protein of 980 amino acids. The record is from RefSeq and is a predicted model, not a curated record. Gene Ontology annotation, cellular component: SCF ubiquitin ligase complex. Gene Ontology annotation, molecular function: protein binding. The transcript has 22 exons. Gene Ontology annotation, biological process: SCF-dependent proteasomal ubiquitin-dependent protein catabolic process. NCBI's taxonomy places the organism in Eukaryota, Viridiplantae, Streptophyta, Magnoliopsida, Fabales, Fabaceae.